Messenger RNA from Helianthus annuus (common sunflower), 1167 nucleotides. RefSeq lists its product as uncharacterized. The coding region runs from base 1 to 1167 and encodes 388 amino acids. The record is from RefSeq and is a predicted model, not a curated record. NCBI's taxonomy places the organism in Eukaryota, Viridiplantae, Streptophyta, Magnoliopsida, Asterales, Asteraceae. The transcript has 2 exons.
AUGGCUGUAGUUGUUAGAUUUGUUGAUAAACUUGGUGCUGUUAGAGAGAGUUUUAUCGGAAUUGUUCAUGUGAAAGACACGGCUUCUACAACUCUUAAACAAGCCAUUGAUAAAGCGUUGAUUUUGAAAGAUAACCCGUCUGCACAUUACAUCCAUUGUUUUGCUCAUCAACUUCAGUUGGUUAUAGUCGCUGUUGCAAAAAAACAUGCCGGUGUGAAAACUUUCUAUGAAUUCCUUUCCAUGGUUGUCACUACGGUUUCAGCUUCUUGCAAACGAAAAGAUAUGUUAAGGGAGGAAAAAAAGGCGAUAGUGGAAAAAGAGAUACUUGAAGGUGAAAUUAAAACGGGUAAAGGAUUAAACCAAGAGGUUUCCCUAGCACGAGCCGGUGAUACGCGAUGGGGUUCACAUCAUAGAACCAUCAUCAGUUUGCUUAGAUUGUUUCCGGAAGUUGUUACCGUACUUCAAUAUGUUAAAGAAGAUGGAGAUUGCAGUCAACAACGGACAAAUGCAAAAGGUAUUCUAUCCUAUUUUAAAAAACUCGAGUUUGUUUUUUAUAUGCAUUUGAUGGGAGAUAUAUUAAGUUACACAAAUGCUCUUUCAAAACACCUUCAACAAAAAGGUAAAGAUUUAUUAGAAGCGGCCAACUUGAUAAAUGGUACAAAACGAGCAUUAAAUGAUUUAAGACAAAAUGGGUUUGAGCCGAUGUUGGAAAAAGUGACUUCCUUUUGUAAAAAAUAUGACAUUACAAUGUUGGACAUGACGGAAAGUUAUGGUAAUCCAAGAAACCGAAAGAAUGUCAUUACAAAUCGACAUCAUUUUGAAGUAGACAUUUUUAAUGAGGUUUUGGACAUGCAAAUUCAAGAACUAGGAAAUCGAUUUAAUGAGGUAACAACUAGUUUGAUAAAAAAUAUGUCGGGUUUAAAUCCUUCUAACGGUUUAUCUAAGUUUGACCCAUCGAAGAUAUUAGCGUUUGCUAAGAUGUACCCGGAUGAUUUUACUACACAAGUAAUAGGGAGUCUUUUGGGUGAUAUUGAGUCAUUUCGUCACACAAUAAGCGAUGAUGAUAACUUUGAAGACUUGAAUGGAAUAAGUGAUCUUGCGCGUGUUAUGGUUGAAACGGGAACGCAUAGUUCUUGUCCUACAGUUUAUCGGGCUCUUUCUUUGUAG